AUGGAUCAUACUUGUGGUGCAGAGCAAUAAGCUCCAGUCUCAUUCUGUCCCCAAUUUGUUGGGUGAUUAUGAAACCCCCAGUGAAUAGCAAAUUUUUAUGUGAUCAGGCGCGAGAUCAGUCCUUCUUUUAAUGUGAUCUUUUUAUGUCAUGGAUGAGAGCUAGCAAUUAUGUUUUCAUGACAAUUGCUUGGAAACAUGAGAGUCUUGCCUAUCUCUUAUUGUAAACACAAGCCACUAUAUAUUUACCACAAGCACAACCUAACAUCAGGAGUGUGUUUGCAAGUUUACUCAACAUGAAGUUGUUUCUGAUUGUCUCUUGCUUGUUCAGCACUAUCUGUGCCCAACACGCCGGUACCAAUAUCCCGGAAGCAGCCCCCCAAAUCACCAUUGAAAAGUGUUCCUCAGGUGGAUCUUGCCAACAAGAGGUUUCUUUCAUUACUUUGGACUCCAAUUGGAGAUGGAUCCAUCAUGUGGAUGACUCCGUCAAUUGUUUUACUGUUAACGAGUGGGAUCAACAGUUCUGCCCAGAUGUCUCCACUUGUACCUCUGAAUGUGCUUUGGACGGUGUGGAUCAAGCCAACUGGAGCGCUACCUUUGGUAUUCAAACAAGCGGCAGUGAACUGAGCCUGAAGUUCAUUACUGAAGGACCAUUCUUUGAGAAUGAGGGAUCCCGUGUCUUUCUCUUGGAGUCAGAGACUAAGUAUAAGAUGUUCAGCCUCUUGAAUAAGGAGUUCACCUUUGAUGUCGAUGCCUCGCAAUUGGAUUGCGGUCUGAAUGGUGCCCUCUACUUUGUGGAGAUGGAACAAGACGGUGGUCUAAGCAAGUACCCCACCAAUGAGGCAGGCGCCAAGUUCGGAACUGGUUACUGCGAUGCCCAAUGUCCUCAUGACAUGAAGUGGAUCAAUGGGGAGGCCAAUGUGCAAGAUUGGGUGCCUGCCGAAAAUGGCGAGCCCGGCGGAAAUGGCCAUUUUGGAUCUUGUUGUAUGGAGAUGGAAUUGUGGCAAGCCAACCGAAAGAGCCAGACCUACAUCGCCCAUGCAUGUGAGGUGAAUGAGCCCACCCGAUGUGAGGGCCAGGAUUGUGGAGACGACGCCUCUGGGGACCGAUACAAUGGCGUGUGCGACAAGGAUGGUUGCGACUUUGCCUCUUACCGUAUGGGCGAUACCUCAUUCUUUGGCGAGGGAUCCAGCUUUCAGGUGGACAGCUCCAAGCCUGUGACAGUGGUCACCCAAUUCAUCACCGAUAACGGCUCUGAUGAGGGAGACCUGGUUGAGAUCCGCCGGAAGUAUGUUCAAAACGGACAGGUGAUCGAGAACUCCAAGGUCAACUUUGACGGUGUGUCCGACUACGACUCCAUCACCGAUGACUUCUGUACUGACAUCAAAGAUCUCUUUGGUGAUGUAAAUGAUCAUCAAAAGAAGGGUGGUCUUAAGGCCAUGGGCGAGGCUCUGAAGCGCGGCAUGGUCCUGGUAAUGUCUAUGCGGGACGAUCAUGAGUCCUACAUGUUGUGGUUGGACUCGAACUACCCUGAGGACGGCAGUGGGCCCGGAGUUGAGCGUGGACCCUGACCCACUUCAUCGGGACGUCCUGAAGAUGUGGAAACCAACCAAGCUGACGCCACGGUCAAGUUCAGUAACAUUCGAUAUGGUGACAUUGACUCGACAUAUUAAAUUGGUACAUGUAAAUCACAAUGAAAAUAAAUUAAAUGUUUUACAAUUUUGUUG
This is a messenger RNA of Tigriopus californicus, 1724 nucleotides long. Its product is annotated as exoglucanase GH7B-like. The coding region runs from base 294 to 1568 and encodes 424 amino acids. Lineage: Eukaryota; Metazoa; Arthropoda; Copepoda; Harpacticoida; Harpacticidae. Gene Ontology annotation, biological process: carbohydrate metabolic process. The transcript is spliced from 3 exons. The record is from RefSeq and is a predicted model, not a curated record. Gene Ontology annotation, molecular function: hydrolase activity, hydrolyzing O-glycosyl compounds.